AUGCCUGAUCUUAACACCGUACCCGCCUCGCCACAUCCCCUAAACGCCUCUCGGCGCUCUUCCUCUCACAAUAUGCCGCCGCCCCCAGCUCCGGGCCAUUCCUCAGAGUCGCCCUCCCUCAACAUCCUCCCCUCGAACCAGAAUACCGUCAACAACCCGAGUGCCUCUAAUCCGUCUCUUCCGUCGCCAACCAUGGGUCCAGUUGCAGCCACAUCGCCUCCGAUCGCCCCCGAGCCUUCCGUCUCCGGCCCAGGUCCUAUCCGUCACCCACGACCCUUGACCGCAUCCGACCUCCAUAUGCAGCUUGAGAAGGAGCAGGAAGCAGUGGUCAACCGGCUCAUCCGUGAGCUUCAACUCCUUCGCGCCGCACAAAAUGCUUCCGUAGUCUCCAAUGCCUCCUCGACCUCCGCAUCCAACGCCGCCGAGCCACCCGCCGACACCCACCUCCUUUCCGGCGCGGCCUUCUCCACCCCCGCCGUCCCGUCGAAUAGCUCUCGCCGCCACCACCGCACGGCCUCGAAUGCGAGCACACGCAGCCAGACCGCCCUUGCCGGCUCCGCAGCUGCUUCCACCGCGUCCGUCCCGAUCCCCCGUCCCUCGAUUCCCGUUCGCCAGGACAGCGUUGCGUCACGACACAGUCUGUCGUCCUCUCCAGCGCUCUCGCAACAGCACCUGGACCCGAGCGCCAGCGGCAUGACCUAUUUCCAACAGCAGCGACUCCCACAACAGCAGACUGGUACCAGCUCAAUGGUUCCCACGCCAGGAGGAAGCGAAUCACAGCUAUCGCCAGGCCUGAUGCCCGCCACGUCGCGGUAUGAGGAGACGGCGUUACAUAGACAAGAGCUGGAAAAUGCCAAGAAGGAGAAUGAGAUCUUGAAGCAGCGCAUACGCGAGCUGGAAAAGCUGGUCAGGGAGAAGGGUGCCAACGCUGGCCGGGAGAGGAGCGAGAGUAUCAGCAGUGCCACAACCGGAGCCGGCGUGGGCUUGACUCCCGCCAGCGGAGCAGGCGUUGCCGGACGUAGAGAACGGCCGGGUGGUGAGAGGGAGCGGUCUUUGACCACCAUGAGCGUCGCUAGCAGCGUUGCCGUUGGCGUGCCGGAGGAGGAGGUGCAGGUUGGAGAGAGUGCGGCGAGCUCGGGACUGAACCCAUGA
Molecule: messenger RNA, 1152 nt
Organism: Colletotrichum truncatum
Lineage: Eukaryota; Fungi; Ascomycota; Sordariomycetes; Glomerellales; Glomerellaceae
Source: RefSeq, a predicted model, not a curated record